AUGGCAAACACAAACGUAUGGCUUUACUAUCCAAAUUUGAUUGGCUAUUUGCGGAUUAUCCUGGCUCUAAUUGCAUUUCAAGCAAUGCCCUAUUCACCUUGGCGUGCUAUCCUGUGCUAUAUUGUAAGCGCAGCUUCAGAUGCAGUGGAUGGCUAUCUGGCACGACUUUACAAUCAAUCAUCUCGAUUUGGCGCUAUGUUGGAUAUGUUAACGGAUCGUUGUGCAUUGUUGGCACUGGUUAUGUAUUGUGGACAUCUAUAUCCCAGUUACAUGUUCUUUUUUCAAAUGUCAGCAGUGAUUGAUAUCGCCUCGCAUUGGCUUCAUUUUCACCAAUCCACGAAUCCACUAUUGCAUCUGUAUUACACGUCGCAGGCAUUUCUGUUCGGAAUGUGUUUUGGCAAUGAAGCAUUCUAUGGCUUGAUGUACGUGAACCAUUUCUGGCCUGGUCCAGGCAUUCAUGGCUUUCAUUUCAUUGCAGUCCUUGCGGCGCUAAUGUUCCCAGUCGCAGUUUUGAAAGCAAUCAUCAGCCUAGUGCACUUGUGCACCGCUGCACAGUCUCUCGUUGCAAAAGAUCGAGAAUCGGUUAAGCGCGCCGAAUGA
This is a messenger RNA of Gongylonema pulchrum, 600 nucleotides long. The record is from the annotation of a GenBank genome assembly. NCBI's taxonomy places the organism in Eukaryota, Metazoa, Nematoda, Chromadorea, Rhabditida, Gongylonematidae.